This is a messenger RNA of Terrapene triunguis (Three-toed box turtle), 5972 nucleotides long. It is a transcript of the gene ASB2, whose product is annotated as ankyrin repeat and SOCS box containing 2. The transcript is spliced from 10 exons. Gene Ontology annotation, biological process: intracellular signal transduction. Bases 166 to 2106 code for a protein of 646 amino acids. Gene Ontology annotation, molecular function: protein binding. The record is from RefSeq and is a predicted model, not a curated record. Lineage: Eukaryota; Metazoa; Chordata; Testudines; Emydidae.
GCUUCAAAGUGAGAGCAUUUCAAAGCUGCCCUGCAGUAGAUCCGCGCACCCAAGGAAAGGCAAGAGAUGAAUACUAAAGGGGAUUUUCUGUACUGAGACUUACCCAAGGAGAGAACUCUUUGCAGCAUUAUUGUUUUGUUUCAGAAACCAUCAGGCAAGCAGAAGAUGGCUACAAAGAUUACGGCCACAACAAACACCCAAAGAAAAACAAUAGGUCAUGAGGAGUACAGUCUGUACAGUAGCAUGAGUGAAGACGAGCUUAUUCAACUGGCCAUAGAACAGAGCCUGACAGAGGAUCCCUCAGGUCAGUCAGCUGCCCAGAGUCAUCAGAAAUCAGUCAUGACAGCCCCAGGAGAGCCACCUACGUUGACGCGUCCUUGCUCUCAUAAUCCACCACACCAGAUCAAUCCUUGGCACAGGUUGGCAGCCCAGUCCGGAGGCCAAGCUCCAGGGUCAUCUUGGGGGGUCAGACGAAGGUACGACGGCAGCCUGUUCAUCACCCCCCAGCCUGUCGAGCUGGAUCCUGUAGUGGAAGCAAUCAAGGAAGGAGAUGAAAGUGCCCUGCUCAAUAUGAUGAAAUCAGGGAAGAACCUUUCCGAACCUAAUAAGGAUGGAUGGAUACCGCUGCAUGAAGCUGCCUACUAUGGCCAAGUAGGCUGCCUGAAAGUGUUGCAAAGAGCAUACCCUGGAACCACUGAUCAGCGUACGCUUCAGGAAGAGACAGCGCUGUACAUAGCAACAAGCAGGGGAAACCUGGACUGUCUACUUUCUUUGCUGCAAGCCGGGGCUGAACCUGAUAUUACAAACAAGUCCAGGGAGACUCCACUCUAUAAAGCCUGUGAACGCAAAAACAUCGAAGCUGUAAGGAUGCUGGUGCAGUACAAUGCCGAUGCAAACCACCGGUGCAAUCGGGGAUGGACUGCUCUCCAUGAGGCCGUUUCUCGGAAUGACAUAGAAAUAAUUGAUAUCCUGAUCAAAGGGGGAGCCAAGAUUGAAAGCAAGAACACUUAUGGGAUCACCUCUUUAUUUGUGGCUGCCGAGGGUGGGCAGUUAGAUGCUUUGCGAUACCUUGCCAAGUGUGGGGCUGAUAUCAACACCCAAGCCAGCGAUAGUGCCUCUGCUCUUUAUGAAGCCUGUAAAAAUGGACAUGAAAAGGUGGUGGAGUUUCUCUUGUCCCAAGGUGCAGAUGCUAACAAAACCAAUAAGGAUGGUUUAUUACCUCUUCAUAUAGCAUCCAAAAAAGGCAAUUAUGAGAUAGUCAAAAUGCUGCUCCCCGUGACCAGCCGCACUCGGGUCAAGCGCAGCGGCAUCAGUCCGCUCCAUCUUGCGGCUGAGCGCAACAACAACGACAUCUUGGAAGAGCUAAUUGAGGCCGGCUAUGAUGUGAACACCACCCUCUCCUUUGAGAGAGCCCGGCUCUACGAGGACAGGCGCAGCACCGUCCUCUACUUCGCCGUCAUUAACAAUAACAUCUACGCCACAGAGCUGCUGCUGCAAGCCGGCGCCAACCCCAACAUCGAUCUUAUCAACCCACUGCUAAUCUCCAUUCGCCACGGUUGCCUGAAAACCAUGAAGCUGCUUCUAGACCACGGGGCGAAUAUUGAUGCGUACAUUUCUAGCCAUCCCACUACUUUCCCAGCCACCAUCAUGUUUUCAAUGAAGUACCUCAGUCUGCUCAAAUUUCUAAUGGAUCUGGGCUGUGAUGCCGACUCCUGUUUUAAGUGUCAGUACGGAAAUGGCCCACAUCCUGUGCUGGAUCAUAGAAGGGACAGAUUGGAUGAUACCCCGGUGAACAAACAGCCAAACAUAGUACAGUUUUGUGAUAUGGUGUCUGCUCCGGAGAUGAAUCGCUGGGCCGGGCCUAUUAUCGAUGUUCUCCUGGAUUAUGUGGGCAAUGUGCAGCUCUGUGCCCGGCUAAAGGAGCACAUAGACAGCUACGAGGACUGGGCAGUUGUUAAAGAGAAAGCAGAGCCCCCCAGGCCUCUCGCUCACCUUUGCCGGAUCAAGGUUCGAAACGUGAUUGGGAGAAACCGCAUUAAACUGAUUGACACUUUGCCUCUGCCGGGCAGACUGAUUCGAUACCUACAGUAUGAUUAUUCACAGUGACCUCGUGCAAACCUGGUGAUCAGCAGCUUCCUUGUGCAACAACCCAAUUCAUUAGAGAGGAGAGUAUUCACAUGAUCAUGUUGAACGGACUACGUGAUGGGAAGGAACCUGUGUCACAUGUCACACAGGAUCACCCCAUAGCUAAUCUGUGUGCAUGACAAUGCUGGAAAGGGAGAGAGAAGAAAUGGAGAGUGAAAGACACAGAGUGACACAGACAGGACAGACUAUCCUUUGAUUUUUUUUUCCAAAAGAAAACAAGUGCUUUGGAAUGUUACACACCUCAGAGAUCUGUAGGGAAGGGGACAGGAACGCCAGCACUGAAAAACUAGCAGAGUCAAAGCCACGUGACAUUGCGGGAUUCGAAAAGGACCUGAGGGUCUUUCAGAGGUUAGAGUUCUUCAGUGCUCAGGAAUCAGUAAUUGUCAAGAAUCUGCAUAGCUGGGGAAACAAUCACAUUUCCCUGAAUGUUAUUUUGUUUUCUGUCAUGUUAGGCUGAGCGGUUUGCUGGUUGCUAAUUCUCUGGUACCUUGACAUUAUCUCUCUCACCUAUUUAUUUUUUGUUUCUUUGGCCUUUUCACUUGAUUUCCAAGCGUUCAAAACUCAGAGCUUUUGAGAAGAUUUUUUCUCCCCAACAAAGACAUUUUGUAAAUAUUGGUGCAAACCAAGAAGACUUGACUCAUCCUAAACUCCUGUUAAAGUCAGUGGACAUUUUAUAUGAGUAAACAUACCAGGACUGAAGGAUUUAGCUCACAGUAAAUACUGUUUGUGGUAUAUUAAAUGUGCAUAAGAAGUAGACAGGGCUCUGGUGUAAGUGAAUUUCUGCAGUGAAGAUCCAAAAGCAAUUCUGAACUCCUUUUAACUGGUGUAAAUCCGAAAUAGGACCACAGAAGUCAAUGGAUUUUCUCCACCAUAAAAUUGCUGUGAGAGCAGAAUCAGGCCCUGAAAUUCAGGUGACAGAUUUUAGUGAAGCCAAGACACUGAGCUACUGUUACUUGUAGAAGAGUCAGAUUAUUUCAAAAUUAUAAACACUGGCACUAAGAUUUUCAAAAAUUAGGCUCCUCUGUCCUUAUUUAUGCAUUUAAAUAGUGCCAGAUUAUGAUACACUUACACUGAACAUUUACUUAUGCCACCAGUAAUUUCAUUGAAGUCAGUGAGGAGACUUGUGCAGUAAGGUGCUACUCAAGGAAAAUUACAGUAUCAUAAUUUGUCCCUAAGUGGCCUGAAUUUCAAAAGUGCUGAGUACCUGGAAGCUCCCACUGACAUCAAUGAAAGCUGCUAGAUUUCAGCCCCUUUGAAAAUCAAAUCACUUAUUUGGCACCUAUAUAAGGAUUUACAUUAGACCCCUAUCUUUGCAAAUCUUGGCCUAGAAAUACACAGGCUCUUCACCCUCUUAUUGUAAACACAAAAGGAGUUUUGGGCUCCAGUCUGAUUUGGAUUCAUACCAGAGAUUAUCUGCACGUCCAACCAUACAUACAUUAGGUAUGGUUUUGUGUGUUGACCUGCCCACCAGAUACUGAUUCAGACAGAAAUCUAAGCAAAGCAGGAGAAAUACAGUUAUUCAUGACAAACGGGGCUGCAUUGCACAAAGGUUUCUUCUUGUAGACUUGUACACCUUACCACAAAACUAUAAGUGUAUUGCACACAUGCAUGUCUGCUUUUGCCCAAAGUUUGGAGUGAAAUUCCGCAAGCGCUGGAAGGUAUGGGAUGUAAGCAACAGUAGCAACAACUGCAGCUAAUUGCACCUCUGUGUGUUGACUGUCCCCUUCCAAAAUGCAAUGGCAGUGGAGAAACCAAUGCCGUUUCAAUUCAGAUUGAGCUGUGAUCCUCUAGCAGAGCUUUGAAGAAAGUGAUUAGUGCCUGGCCAGCUCCUCAGCUAGUGAAAAUGGGGAAAGCUCCACCCAUUGUCUUCAUUUACUCCCGCUGAUGUUCUGGCCCCUCAUUCUCAGGUCUAACAAUGAUGCUGACCAUUUUUCCUCCUCCAGUGGGUAUCUCCUGCUUUGGUGAACUACACUCCAGACACUCUGUCAGGGUUGAAAGGGAGAUGAAGGACAGAAGAGAUGCCAAACAGCAGGCUAUUUCCCAUUCCAAAAACAAUAAUGGGCCAGAUCCUGCAAGAUGCUGAGCAGCUCGAUAUAGCAACCUCAGAAGGAAAAUAAUUCAGAGCAGGCGCCUGCUCUGCAGCUAGCGUAAAUGGGCACAGCACCCAUUACUCCAGUGGAGUAGCACCCAUUUAUACCAGCUAGGAUCCAGCCUUUGGUGUUUGCAAACAGUUUGCUGGAGGGAGCUCUGAAAAUCACCCCUGCUGUCUGGUAACUCAUUCCAGCAGCACGGCGCUUCAGAGAAUUUUUACAUAAUUCUAAGAAAACCAUUUUUGACACCACUUAAAACUCCCCAAAUUUCCCCCUUUCAAUAAUGCACCAUAAUUUGCCAAAAAACAAACAUACAAUAAAGAAUCAGAAAAAGACCCAAGCUGGGAGCCCUCCUUGUGAGCCCAGGCAUAUUACCGCUGGCCUGAAAGGAAGCCCUAGAGCUGCUCAGACACAGCCUUGCUUUUGAAUAUUUAGCAUGAACAUCCUAGAUGAACAGAUGCAUGGCCUGUCCAUACAGCCCUGACUCAUGCUGGUGAACACUUACUUCACUGAAGAGACUAAUGCCUGUGAAUAAAGUGCACACCCCAUGUGAAAGGAUUCCACAGGCCAGCUCCAGUAGUCCUAACAGUAGUGUGUGAACUAAGUAGCUUUUGAUAUACAGAAAAAUCACCUGGUUAGCUGGCAUAGCUCACGCCUCUGUGGGUUGAGCGUGGAGGGCCUGGUUCUUGCUUACUUCCAUUAUUGUAAAUCAGGGGCAACUCCCCUGAAAUUAAACCAGUGUCACAGGCUAGAAUCAGACUGAGUUGCAAACAGAUAUUGAUACUGAAACCCAGCAUGGUGGAGAGGGUUUACCUAAAUAUCUAUGUGUUGUAUAAUCAGAUUAUCUGAGGCCACCUUUCUGAUGGAAUGAUUUGAACUCACACACCGUGUACAUACAGUAGUGCUGGGAUUUCAUAAGCAAUCCAAAGCUGUGGAAUACUCUGGAGAGGAAACUUUUACAUAUGCAAAAUGAUCAUGGGAUACAGGGUUGUUCUGUUUUGUUGAACCUGGAAAAACUGAAACUGGGUAUGGGUUGAGCAAAAGACGUAUUACUCCUUAACUGGAUACCUACAGGCCUGAUUGCUCUAUCAUAUUUGUAUCGGUCAGGCGUACCGCCACUGAAAUCAAUAGAGCUACCCUGGUAUAAAAUUAGUACAAGCGAGAGCAGAAUCAGGCCCAUACUGUGCACAUAAACUGAGGAGAGAUCACUCCAUUGACCUGGCACUCGCGAUAUCACUUUAUCCUUUCUGCUUGACCCUCACUGCCAGCCUUUCCACAGUUGAUUUACAUUUAUUUGCACUAAAACAGGGCAGGCUACCUCUCUCACACCCGAUGUCCUGAAUCUGUACAAAUUCUCUUUUCAUUUAUAAAAAUGAAUACAGCUGUAUAGAAGUCAUUGUGAAAUUGAAAAAAUACUUCGGAGCCAAGGCUUUGGAACCAGUUCAGUAGUUCCAAUAUGCAGUAAAAUGGUAUAUUUUUAUGCAUCAGGACAGACAUCUUCAGUGAUGAGAAGUGUUGUCAGCUGUUCCAGGAAUACUAAAUGGCCAGAAUACUGUACUUUGUUAUUGCAACAUGUGCAAUUCACUUUAUGUUCUUGUGCACUUUUUUGUACAAAAGCUUUUUCAAUUGUUUUAUUAUUUUUUGCCGUUAUUUAUAAAAUAUAGUGUGGGUUUAAUAUUUUACAUUUGCAUUAUGUUUUAGCAAAUGGUGGCGUUCCGGUGUUAUGUUUUUCAGCUU